Messenger RNA from Paramuricea clavata, 349 nucleotides. The record is from the annotation of a GenBank genome assembly. NCBI's taxonomy places the organism in Eukaryota, Metazoa, Cnidaria, Anthozoa, Malacalcyonacea, Plexauridae.
AUGAGUAAAAUCAAUUACUGUUCAUCCGUAUGGUCUAAUACAUCAGAAGGUAAUAUUGACAAGAUUCAGUUAAUACAAAAUUAUGCUGCCAGAAUAAUAUCGGGUGUGCAGAAGAUUGAUCAUAUAUCUCCAACAAUAAGUGAACUUGGAUGGCUACCAAUUAAAGAACACUUGUUAUACAGAGAUACACUAUUAAUGUUUAAAUGUAUAAAUGGCCAAGCUCCUUCAUAUCUGUGUGAUAAAUUCAAACAAAGAGACCAAGUUCACGAUCGUAAUACAAGAAGUAAUGAAGAUUUAGAUAUCCCAAAGUUUCGGACUUGUACUGGACAAAGAACUUUUAAGUAUAGAG